Anoplopoma fimbria (sablefish) is the source of this 1920-nucleotide messenger RNA. Its product is annotated as proton myo-inositol cotransporter-like. The record is from RefSeq and is a predicted model, not a curated record. Lineage: Eukaryota; Metazoa; Chordata; Actinopteri; Perciformes; Anoplopomatidae. Gene Ontology annotation, cellular component: membrane. Gene Ontology annotation, molecular function: myo-inositol:proton symporter activity. Gene Ontology annotation, biological process: transmembrane transport.
AUGUCGCGAAAGCAGGUCGACCAUGACUACAAUCUCCGUAGUAUGAGCAACCUGAUGGGCGAGAGGAGGAAGAAAGUGAGCGACGGAGGGGAGAGGAGUCUCAUCAGCAGCCAGGGUCCCGUCGCACCGGCUUCCUCCACCGGUGCACAGCCAGCUGCCUCCACCGGGGACCUGGAGAGGGCUGCCCGCAAGCAGUUCCAGCAGGAUGUCACUCCGGGCUUCGUCUACGUCCUGGCCGCGUUCUCCGCCCUGGGGGGGUUCUUGUUCGGCUACGACACCGGGGUGAUCUCCGGGGCCAUGCUGCUGCUGAAGAGGGAGCUGGACCUGAGCGCCCUGUGGCAGGAGCUGCUCGUCUCAAGUACUGUGGCCGCGGCCGCCCUGUCUGCUCUGCUGGGCGGCUUCCUCAACGGGCUCUUCGGGCGCAGGGUGUGCAUACUUCUGGCCAGCUUCUUCUUCUCCGUCGGGGGGGUCGUGCUGAGCACCGCCCCUGGAAAGGAGGUGCUCCUGGCGGGGAGGCUCAUCGUCGGCGUGGGGCUUGGAAUCGCCUCCAUGACAACGCCAGUGUACAUCGCUGAGGCCUCUCCGCCCCACCUCAGGGGUCAGCUGGUGACGCUUAACACCCUCUUCAUCACCGGUGGACAGUUCACUGCCAGCCUCAUCGACGGCGCCUUCAGCUACCUGCAGCGAGAUGGGUGGAGGUACAUGUUGGGUCUGUCAGUGCUCCCUGCCGUGCUCCAGUUUGUGGGAUUCCUGUUCCUGCCAGAGAGCCCUCGCUGGUUGAUUCAGCGCGGGCUGACCCAGAAGGCCCGCCGGGUGCUCAGUCAGAUCCGAGGCAACCAGAACAUCGACGAGGAGUACGACAGCAUCAAGAACAGCAUCGAUGAGGAGGAGGACAGCGGAGGAGAAGGCCCUGUGAUUUGGAGGAUGCUGACCUACCCCCCUCGGCGGGCCCUCCUGGUGGGCUGCGGUCUACAGAUGUUCCAGCAGCUUUCAGGAAUCAACACGGUCAUGUACUACAGCGCCACCAUCCUGCAGAUGUCGGGAGUGCGGGACGACAGGCUGGCGAUCUGGCUGGCCGGACUCACCACCCUCACCAACUUCCUGUUUACCCUGCUGGGAGUGUGGCUGGUGGAGAAGGUGGGGCGCAGGAAGCUCACCCUGGGCAGCAUCAUAGGGACAUGUUUGAGUUUGAGCCUGCUGGCCAUUGGUUUCCUGAUGUCUGCCCAGCACAGUCCUCCUGUCACCUUCCACCCAUUGGACCCAUCUAUGGCCAACUCUACCUGCGCCAAAUACCAGCUGUGCGAGCCGUGCAUGCUGGACCCCGGAUGUGGUUUCUGCUACCGUGAGAACGCCUCGUCACUCCUCGCCUCCUCCUGUGUGCCAGUCAAUAAGGCCUCCGACGAGCAAGCAGCAUGGGGCAGAUGCUCCAACUCCAGCCUGAUGAGAGAUCACACCUACUGGGCCUACAACUACUGUCCCACCUCCUACUCCUGGCUGGUUCUACUGGGUCUGGUCCUCUACCUGGCUGCUUUCGCUCCAGGGAUGGGCCCAAUGCCGUGGACCAUCAACUCUGAGAUCUACCCUCUGUGGGCGAGGAGCACGGGCAACGCCUGCGCAGCCGGAGUCAACUGGACUUUCAACGUCCUGGUGUCGUUCUCCUUCCUCCACCUGGCUCAGUACUUCACCUACUAUGGAGCGUUCUUCCUCUACUCCAGCCUGGCUUUGCUGGGUUUCUUCUUCAUCUACGGCUGCCUGCCGGAGACCAAAGGCCGCCGCCUGGAGGAGAUCGAGGCGCUGUUCGAAAACCAGCUCUGCUCCUGCGGCGCUUCUGAUUCGGACGAGGCACGGCAGGUCGAAUACAUCCGGGUCAAAGGUUCAAACUACCAUCUAUCGGAUAACGACGCGUCUGACGUGGACUAG